Paracoccidioides brasiliensis Pb18 is the source of this 1059-nucleotide messenger RNA. RefSeq lists its product as uncharacterized. Gene Ontology annotation, cellular component: mitochondrion. The record is from RefSeq and is a predicted model, not a curated record. The transcript has 3 exons. Bases 1 to 1059 code for a protein of 352 amino acids. Gene Ontology annotation, biological process: mitochondrial respiratory chain complex I assembly; mitochondrial electron transport, NADH to ubiquinone.
AUGAUUCCCACCGCAAAAUGCCUCGCCCAGCGACCGGGCUUCGUCAAGCGGAGUGCGGAGGAGCUGGCGCGGUUCACGAAGAUGGCAUGGAACCUCGAAACCCUCUCCGUCCCAUAUAAGCCCUACUACCUCCUCGAUUUCACAGACCAAAACACUGUCGCAGCCUGCAAGACCAUGGCAGAUCGUGCUGUUGGCGGUUACAGCACCGCAAACCUAGAUUACGUCCCCGCUGACCCCGCCACGAAUACCCCCGCACACGCCCGCUUUCAUGGGACCAUAUCCACCAAGCUGCCACAGAAUUGGAAGAUUCAGAGGUCGGGCUACGCUGCUUUCCGCAACCAAGACAGGGGCUUCUGGCUAUUCGGCCGCCUGUACUGGGACGUGGACCCGUAUACCUACCUUGCAUUACGGGUCAAGUCCGACGGACGCAGAUACAAAGUGAACAUCCAGACCGAUUCCAUCGUUGAAUCCGACAUCCAUCAACACCGUCUCUUUACCCACCACCACCGAACUCCCCGCUUGUCCUCCGCAUCAUCCUCCUCGCCCGAAGAUAUAACAUCCUAUUCCUCUGAACAAGGCGAAGUCGUCCCCGCCGCCCUAGCCGACUUACCCGCCGAAAACCCAUCCUACCCAUCCAAUGCAUACUCCCACACAACCGACCCAACCACCAAUCCCGACUCCACAGGCUGGGAAACAGUCCUAAUCCGCUGGAACGACUUUGUGCGCACAAACCUGGGCUUCGCGGUCGAGCCGCAGACGAGUUUGCUACGGCAGCGCAUCAAGUCUAUCGGCAUUGGAUUGACGGAUCGUGUUGAGGGGCCGUUUGAUUUGCGCAUUCAUCGGAUGUGGGCGACGAAUGGGUUGUCGGAGGAGGAAAUGGAGGAGGAGAGGAGGGUGUGUGGGUUGAAUGCAUUGCAGAUGACGGGCAAGGAGUGGGCGGCUGCUGGUAUUGAGAGGCCGUCUUUGGCGGAGCAGGAGGGGGAGGCGUUGAGUAGGUUGAAGGGGUUGAAGAAGCGGAAAGAUGAGGGGGAUGCUGGAGGGGAGAAGGAUUCCUUUUAG